Messenger RNA from Sesamum indicum (sesame), 764 nucleotides. RefSeq names its product auxin-responsive protein SAUR24. Gene Ontology annotation, biological process: response to auxin. The record is from RefSeq and is a predicted model, not a curated record. Lineage: Eukaryota; Viridiplantae; Streptophyta; Magnoliopsida; Lamiales; Pedaliaceae.
UUCACUAAGCCUCUUCACCACUCAAUCUUCUAUUUUGAAAUAUAUGACAUUAAUUACAUGUUCCUCUCUCUAUAUAAUAUACAACCACAGAUUGUGCUCACAAACAGCUAGAAGUCCUAAAAAACUUAGCUGUCUCAGCUUUCAUUUGCCUCACAAGACUUCUCCCAUAGUUCUUUCAAUUUCCGUUUUCUGUUUCAGCAAAUUUAUUCUACUACAACAAUGGCUAUCAGUCGAAUUCUUAGACGAUCUUUGUCAGCUGAAAAAAGAUCAACUUCAGGAACUGAAGUUCCAAAGGGACAUUUUGCUGUCUAUGUCGGGGAGAGCGAAAAGAAGCGCUUUGUUAUCCCAGUAUCGUACUUGAACCACCCCUCAUUCCAAGAUUUGCUGUGUCAAGCUGAAGAAGAAUUUGGGUUCCAUCACCCAAUGGGUGGCUUAACCAUUCCUUGCAGUGAGGAUUUAUUCAUUGAUAUAACGUCUCACUUGGGCAGGAGAUGAUAUACAAACAAUGUAAUAAAGGAACACAGUUUUGUAAAGUCAGAUUCUUAGACAUUCUUCUGUUUUUUCUCCUUCCCUACAAUAGUGGACAUUUGUAUGUACCCCUGGACAAAAUCAUAUAGUAUGCUAUACAUGAAAUAUUACUCACCCAUUUUCAGAUGAAACUCAAUACUUCAAAUCUUUCUGUUUUCAGUUUUGUUUCUUUGUGCUGUCAUCUUCCCUGUAAGCAAGUAUUAUUACCAACACUAUUAACUUGAUGUAUUAGUGUU